This is a messenger RNA of Fusarium verticillioides 7600, 951 nucleotides long. RefSeq lists its product as hypothetical. The record is from RefSeq and is a predicted model, not a curated record. The transcript has 2 exons. The coding region runs from base 26 to 757 and encodes 243 amino acids. NCBI's taxonomy places the organism in Eukaryota, Fungi, Ascomycota, Sordariomycetes, Hypocreales, Nectriaceae.
UUUCAUUGACCCUCCUUAGAGGAAUAUGUCUGCCAUCUUUAGACCUGCUCACUCUUUGCAAAGGUUCUCCAUCUAUAAGCGACCUCAAGCGCAAUUUUCAUUAUGCAGGGUCCAACGUAGGUCCUUGGAGACAUCCAGUCCAGGUGCCUACGCCGAAAGGCCAGUGCGACUGAUGAACAGACAUGAAAAUGAAAAAAUCAUAAAUCACCGCUCCUUUGUAAAAGACAUUUCAAAGAUCCCAUUUGGGUAUGCGUUUGUUCCAUCGACCAACGCUGCUAUCGCGCAUAUCUGCCGGCGAAUGGCGACAGAGCAAAGCAGGGAGAUAUUUGCUUGUGUCAGUACCCAGCGGCAAAAACACCCGACAGACUCGCAACCAAGUUCCACUAAGGUCGGUCCGCAACCAGCUUUUGGUCUCUACGUCCCAUCCGAUAUUGCCGAUGCUGCUACGAUUCAAUUUGAUGAACAGAUAAGAGCUGUACAGGCAAAACAAAUAUUCUACAUAAACGAAUUCUUUCCUUAUAUGCCUUCUAGGCAAAUACGUUCAAUGCAUGCCAAAGAAUACAGGUACCAGCAGCGAUCGGAUUGGGAUUCAAAAAGGUUAAUGAAGGAGGUCAAGUGGACAGUGACGCAGAAGGUUGAAUUGUAUCUUAGGGGAUACAUACGCAAAGAAGAAGGCAAGCUUACGGAUGAAGAAGUAAAGCAGGUGAUGGCAUCGUGGAAGGAUGGCAAAGAGAUGCCAAAUGUUGGGAUUAUCUAGCAUUGACUGGACUUGUUUGGUUUCUAGCUUGGCUACCUGACUUUAACUGACUUGUAAUUCUCAAAGUCCUUGAAUAAUCAGAGCUUGGUUAGAUAUCCAACUGCGCACUUUAUGAUAUCUACGAUCUCAUCGGCUUGUUUCCAUAGAUCGUUGUGAUCACCGCUAGCUCUCAUCUCAACAAUUUCAAGCGUUGA